Euleptes europaea (tarantolino) is the source of this 1269-nucleotide messenger RNA. It is a transcript of the gene SPMIP7, whose product is annotated as sperm microtubule inner protein 7. NCBI's taxonomy places the organism in Eukaryota, Metazoa, Chordata, Lepidosauria, Squamata, Sphaerodactylidae. The transcript is spliced from 9 exons. The coding region runs from base 1 to 1269 and encodes 422 amino acids. The record is from RefSeq and is a predicted model, not a curated record.
AUGGCUUCCGAGGUCACAGCAAGACAGUUCAGUCCUCUGAAACGUUUCAGUCCUCCCACCGAUUCACUUCGCAAGAUGACUCGAAAGCACCAUGAAGGUCUGCUGAAGCGAAUGUAUAUGCCUUUUGUGAGAGGACCAGAAGACAGGCAUUACUUCCCCAGUUUUGAAGACAAAUACAGCAAUUCUUUUCUCAAAUCCAAUCCUUACACUCCGCCUGAAGAGAAAAACUACCCUUUUGCUCCACAUCGGGAUGAUGUGCCGGUCAUUAACACAUUCUCAGGGCUUGUGAGCCCAGGAGCCAAAGCUGACCAGAAAAUAAUCUCCGGCCCAAUGACUGAAACCCCUAAGGAUGGCAGAGAUGCACCUCUUCCCCAGCAAGACAUACCUGUCCCACACAGGAGAGCCCAGACUUCGCAUGGAAGACCUGCAUUGCUGCUGAAAGGGCUCGAUCAACAGCAACACUGGAACUCCAGAUGGGUGCCAGAUGUUUCUCUCAAGGCACAAGUUGCAAAAUGGACAAAUCCAGUAAAAGUUCUGCCUGCUCCACCUCCAGCCAAAGAAUGUUUCUCACCGCAUACAUUUAUAUUUAAUGUGGACUUGGACACUAAGUCCAGUGACCCUUCCUCUGAAGCUAGUCAAGAUGAGAAAGCCCGGAAGCAUAUGUAUACCUCAAUGACACAAAGUGGAUAUGAAGACGUUCCCUGGGACAGAAUGUUACGUCCUAAACCCCCGCUAGAUUCAACUAUAGAAGCAAUGACAGAUUGUGUUUCCCAGUGUUUUAUGCUGAAGCGAUAUGAACCAGCACCUGAAGCGAGCCAAGUUGUUGGAGACCUCUGGGACAGAUUUCAAAGAAGAUCCUUCACUGUACCUCACACACCAAUUAAUUUUGUCAGCCCAAGUUCUCGAACUGAGCAGAUCCCUUUGUAUACGGGCCAUGUUGGUGCAGAGAAUUUUGAGGACGUCGACAAUGCUGACGUCGACUUAAUUAUGCAUGGCAGAGUGCGAAUCGCAAAGCCCCGCUACGUGAAAUCAUCUUUCUCCCUCAACACCCCUGGAUACACCGGCAAGGUUCAUUGGUCAGCCACCCAACCAGCAAAUUCUAAUCUCCCACCAACAUUGCCAUCCACAAUUUCACGAAUGCAUGGGUACAUGGUUAAGCAAGGGCAGCCGACUAAAUUUCCACACCUGGGGCCCUUGUCACGGAUUGUUACACCCACCGAACCUCAAAAUUCUUUUAAUAGGAAGGUGAAAGAAAGAAUUAAAAUUUGA